This is a messenger RNA of Caenorhabditis remanei, 399 nucleotides long. RefSeq lists its product as uncharacterized. Bases 1 to 399 code for a protein of 132 amino acids. The transcript has a single exon. Lineage: Eukaryota; Metazoa; Nematoda; Chromadorea; Rhabditida; Rhabditidae. The record is from RefSeq and is a predicted model, not a curated record.
AUGUGGAUCAGUCCGUAUUUCAACCUUCGCCACUUCAUGCUAAUUGUCAUAAGAAAUCCAAAAGGAGCAAUUGUGAAUAAUAAUAUUGGAAGCAGUUCAUCGGAGUCUCCAUGCGUCGUUUUGUUCUUGUAUCCAAUGGGCGAAAAGAUCGAGUAUCGUCGUCAGCGUGUUUUAUUGAUGGUGACAACAUUUCUCGGAAAAUACUUCAACUGUCUUCAGAAUAGCGGGAAAAUGUUGGAAGCUUGCAGUUUUGACGAAAAAGGAGUUGUGAUGAGAAAAGUGAAUAACAUUCCACUCCAAUCGAACUUGCCCUUGUUUUUUUUUUCCGUUGUCUCCUACCUCAAAACUAUCUUGGACAACAAACGUGCAUUAUUGAAAAAACACGUAAGUUUGAUAUAG